AUGUCAAAAGACUUAAAUCCGUCUAAAAUCUAUGAUAAAUUAUUACCUGAAUUAGUUAAAAAGGAAAAUAUUAAAGAAUUUUUAUUUGAAAAAAUUUCAUCAAUGUGUCAUCCUUACUAUAAAUCAAGAGCAUUAUAUCAAUUAGCUGAAUUUUAUGAUGAAAAAAGUUAUGAACUUUUAAAUGAAUCUUUUACAUUAACAAAAAGUAUUCAAGAACCAAUUUUAAAGUUUCAAGUUUUAGAAAAGAUUUUUGACAUUGUUCACUAUAAGGAAGUGAAACAUAAAUUAUUCAUUCAGCUAAUAGUCGAUGAGUUAGUUUUAACUUUUGACAAUAUCAAGAAUCUUUAUGAUCGAAUUAUUGCAUCGAUAAGAUUAUCAUUCUAUGGUUCGGGAGAAUUUCGAAAAAGGUAUCUAACAAUUGCUAUCGAAACACUUAUUAAAAUGAAUGAAGAUGAUGAUAAAAUCAAAUUAAUUAUUAAAUUAAAAUCAUUAAUUAAUAUUUAUGAUGACCUUCGCAUCAACUUGAAUGAAAUUAUUGAUAGUCUUAAAAAUAAAACACAUUAUUAUUUUGUCAAUUCUUAUUAUGGAAGAAUAUUAUUCAAUGAAAAAUUACAUACUGAAAAGUUAGAAAAUGAUCAUGGUAAAAUGGAAAUUGAAGUUGAUUCCAAGUACAUUGAUCUUCAAGCUCUAUUCUUACUCUUCGGACAGUUAAAUGACACCAAGUUAGUAACUAAUAUGAUAGAGAGCUUAGACCAAUUAUGGAUUAAUCUUUUCCAAGAUACUAACAAUCAGUCAAAUAUUGAAAAGAUAUUAAAAAUUGGUUUAAAUACUGAAUUGUUUUUGACACCACAAGCAGCAAUUGUUAUCGAUGAAUUAGUACGAAAAGGCAAAGAAGAUAUAAUUUCAAUUCUUUUUCCAUAUAUUAUAAAACCAUCAAAUGAAGUAUUACCAACUGUUCAGAGAUGGUUUACUGAUUAUGAUAAUAAUCAAACUAAAAAAUUAGCAGCUCUUUUACUUGCAGAAGCAAAGCAUGUUUUUGAACCAGCAAUUGAUAUAAUUAUUGAUUUACUAAAUAGUGAUAAUGAUCAAAUGAGAUAUAGAGCUCAACGAAUUUUUCAACAUCCAGAACGAGAUGUUAAAGAACCGAGUAAGAGAAUAUCUGUAAUAGGAGAAAAAACAUUGAUAAAAAUUCUACAAAGUAUGUCGACAAAAGAAUAUGUUCCAAGAGUUCGAAUUUAUCUGAGUAGUUUCUUCUACGACUUACUUUGGGAUGAUCCUAAAGUAUUUCAGAACUUACACGAAACUAUAACAAAGCUAAAAGAGAGUAACUCUACUAGUGGACAAAGCAUAUUUUAUUUUAAUAAGAUAAAGUUUAUAAAUAAUAAUAUUUGGAAUUCAAUAAUGCGAUCAUUACAAUCACCGUCAUAUCCAUCAUAUGUGGAAGAACUAUUUCACUCAACAAUAGUAUUAACACAGAAUGCUCAAAUUACAGCAGAUAAUUGGAUCGACUUUGCAAGAGUACUGGCCGUUACAGAUACAAGCCAAUUUAAAGAAAAAUUGUAUUUUACAGGUCAAGAUGUAGACAUAAUGGAUUUUAUUCUUGAUAAAGUUUGUGAAUUAACAAACAUUAAUGAUGAAACAUAUUUUGAAAUUCUUGAAUCAAAAGUAAUUAGUGAAAUAAGUGUGAGAGUCGAAGAUCUUUCACAAAAUAAUUAUGGCCAAAUAAGCUAUAUAGGUCGUUGUAACUUUUAUGUCUCAACAAAUUUAAAUGAAAGAACAUUAAAUAUGCUAAAUAAUAUUUCAAUAAACAUUGUCAUAAUGGAAAAUUUAAUCAAAUGGUUGAUACAAAAAAUGGCAAGUUUUAAAAGUUUUGAUAAUACAAUGUUUUCUUUGAUGAUAAGUGAUUGUUUAUUAUCCCUGGUUUCUGCAUGUGUUCAAAAAGAAGAUUAUUUGUACCGAAAAAUAACAAACUCUCCAAAUUUUAAUAAAAAUCAUAUGAUCAAACUUUUGGAAAACAUGUUGAAUAAUCAUCCAUAUUUUCCUGCAAGAGGUAACGCUUUCAUAUUACUUUCAGCAAUGGAUCAGUCUGAUCAUAAAGUAAUCAUAAAUGCAAUGAAUACAUUACUGGAUGAAAAUCUUGUGAAAGAAUAUUCUAUAAUUGGUAUUCCUCUUAUACAUUUAUCACCAAAUGAAUUUAUUGAUGAUUUAUUAGAAUCUUUAAAAACUGAAAGUGCUAUAAAAGCUUAUGAAAUAUUAAAAAUUUUCACACAGUUUGCGUUAAAUGAAAAAAUAGAUGUAAAUAGUAAAUCAAAAAUAAUAAAUUAUUUAGUGGAAGAAAUUGGAGAAUUAAAAUCAAAGAAACCUGUUAGUUAUUAUUAUACAGAUGUAAAAAUUCCAUUUACAACAACAUUGGAAAAUGAAUUAUAUAAAUCAUGCAUAAAAAUACAAGGACUCUCUGGUAAAACACAAUACUCUAUUACUAUUGACGAAUUAAAAGAAUAA
This is a messenger RNA of Didymodactylos carnosus, 2502 nucleotides long. Lineage: Eukaryota; Metazoa; Rotifera; Eurotatoria; Philodinida; Philodinidae. The record is from the annotation of a GenBank genome assembly.